This is a messenger RNA of Ciona intestinalis (vase tunicate), 2490 nucleotides long. NCBI's taxonomy places the organism in Eukaryota, Metazoa, Chordata, Ascidiacea, Phlebobranchia, Cionidae. The record is from RefSeq and is a predicted model, not a curated record.
CGAUUUAUCGUCUUAAACCGUGUAAAGUGAUUUUAUGUUCUUUAUUUUGGUGGAAAGUAGCAGUUUAUCUGAUAUAUGUUGAUUGCAACCAACUGAAUACAAAUCAAGUGGUUGAAAGUGAAUAUUCAACUUCUGAAUACAAACAUGGCGUCUGCCCAACUUGAUGUGGACCAUGAAUUAAAGAUUCAAUCCACAAUCCAUGAUCUUUAUGGCAAGAGGCACGCCCUAAGCAACAACAAUUCACAACCAAACACAGUGGAAAGUCCCCAUCAAAGUAUGCCAGUUCGUGACGUUCCUCAUCCAAAGCCAGUCAACCCACCUCAAGCCGCUCCUAUUGUACAAUUCAAACCUUCACCGUUCUACAAACAGAUUAGUGAAGUUCUACAACCAAGUUGUAUAACGAACAGCAAGAGCAAAAUGGCUCACAGCAAAAACUUCACUUUUCUGUUGACUCACCAUCAGCGCGAAGUUCUAUGCAAAGAUAGAGUUCAAGUACAAAGUAUGAUCCGGCAAAGCCCAAAGAACCACACUCAAAUUCAGCUCAGGUUCUGUAAGCUAGAAACAUCAUGUGAGCAACCUGAUGCACUACCACCACAUCUAACGGUGAAGGUCAACAAUGUAUCUGUUGUUCUUCCGAAUUUCAUCCCACCAACAAAAGCUGGUAUGGAACCCCGACGUCCGAAUCGUCCACUAAACAUCACCAACUUAUGUCGACAUUCAUCUAGUGGUCAAAACACGUUAGAAGUUCGCUAUUCUUCCAGUGACCAUGAGGAAUACUGUGUCACUGUGAAUGUGGUGAAACAACUUUUUGCUGAAGACCUUCUACAAAAACUUAAAUCACAGCCAGUAUUAAGUGCAGCCACAACAAGAUAUCGAAUCAAGGAAAAGCUUAAGCGGGAUUUAGAUUCCGAUGUUUCAACAACAAACCUCAAACUUUCCCUUCGUUGCCCACUCGGUAAAAUGAGGAUUUUGACUCCAAUACGCGGUUGCAAGUGUACGCAUAUUCAAUGUUUUGAUGCCUUGUUGUAUAUUAGGAUGAAUGAAAGGAAGCCAACCUGGUCGUGUCCUGUGUGCGACAAACUCGCUGAGUUUACAUCUCUCGUUAUCGAUGGCUUGUUCAUAGAAAUCUUAAACGAAUCAGAUUCCGAUGAAAUUGAUUUCACUGAUGACGGAAAUUGGAACUCGAGUAAAAAUGUCACCGAAACUUUAAUAGUUGGGACACCUAUUAAACCAAUUGCUCUUGACCUGAGUCGCACUGCUCUGAAAAUAAAACCCGCAUCCGAGAAGAAGAGAUCGGAGCCGGAUGUGAUCGACCUCACCUGCGAUUCGUCGGAUGACGAUUCGCCGAUUGAAGUUGCUUCGUCCAAUCAAAACUCAGGAUCCGAGAAUGUGCUUGAUGACAUCACAAUGUCUGUUUCAUCAUCGCCGGCUGAUGUUGGGAGUCCCAAUGUUGCUCCAAGGUUGCUUGAUGUGCCGCUCACUAAGUACACAAGAAAGAGCCCCUCAACCCACAGGGAUUACCACCAUACUACCGCCACCCCACCGCGACUCCAUUCACCCUACUACAGGCCGGUGAAUUCCCCCAGUUGGGAGUCAAAGUAUACCCCCACCAUUUCACCCCGAAGAAAUACCCCACCCAAUCCCAGGCCCCUAAUUCACCACCAUUCACCAGUGAACCAAUUAAAUGGUUCGGUUAUGACCCCGCCACCUUUACCUUCACCGUCACCCCUAGUUAGUGGGGCUUCUCCCCCUGUGGCCAGCACCUGGCGAACCAGUUUACCUGGCGAGCGGGGCAUGGGGUUAAACGGUUAUAGUACACCCCCUGUUUCAUCACUAGUUGGAUCAUUGAAUGACCACUCCCUAAACAUGGGCUUCCCUCCUUUCUCAGCAUUCGAUAUCCUCAAUCAACAAUACCGACAUCAUCAGUUUCCACUCUUGUUUCCCCCUGGCGUUGGUAGUGGUCUCACUCCAUAUGAUUUAUUUCCUCCCAGAAUUCCUCACACAGCAAAUAUUCCAGAACGGUCAAGAACUGAUUAUCGGGAAGAAGAUUAUCCUGACAUAGUUAUUGAAUAAGUAGUGAAAUUAAGUUUGUGCUUUUUGCAGUUUUGGUGCAUUUGGUUUUAUGAAAAGAUUAGAUUCUUUUCUGAAAUAGUCCAAUUUAAAUCUCCUUCUUGCAAGACUGCACAAUUUUAUAUUAAAUUCUGCCGUAGUCACCGGUGGUGUUUGUAUUUAUAUUUUUCUUUACUAUUCCGUUAAAUGCAAUGCUAAUUUAAAAUGUGAUGCUGUUGUUUUGUGAAUUAAUGACUUAGUUCAUCAUUACCGUUCUUCUUUCUUAAACUUUUAUAGCUAUUCCUCUUUUGACAACAUUGUCAGUUUUUCGUUGAGUACAAACCAUUCUAUUACAACACUGGGGAGCAUUGAGGAGCCUAUUUCUGACUAACAUUUUUAAAAUGUUUUAUAACUUCAUUCACAAAUAGAAAAUUAAGUUUG